Bactrocera latifrons is the source of this 2489-nucleotide messenger RNA. It is a transcript of the gene AkhR, whose product is annotated as gonadotropin-releasing hormone receptor. Lineage: Eukaryota; Metazoa; Arthropoda; Insecta; Diptera; Tephritidae. Bases 606 to 1913 code for a protein of 435 amino acids. The record is from RefSeq and is a predicted model, not a curated record. Gene Ontology annotation, molecular function: peptide binding; vasopressin receptor activity; adipokinetic hormone receptor activity. The transcript is spliced from 10 exons. Gene Ontology annotation, biological process: G protein-coupled receptor signaling pathway. Gene Ontology annotation, cellular component: membrane.
UCUACGCCAAGAGCUGUGCUGCGGCRUAUGGUUAACGGKAAACACAUACGCUUUUUGUACGCUCAAAACGGCUUACAGGAAAAACGCGUUAACAGCGCAAAACAACACAUUUGUAGCACCCGGUGGUAGAGUGCAUAUUGUGUGUGUUACUCAUACGCCCCGUCAACUCGUUAAAUGCUCGCAGUCAAUUAGACAGUCGCYGCGCGGUUUCGGUCAAGGUCAACUGUGUUCACUUGCAUUUCGUGUUAUUUCUUGUGUUUUUUUUUGCAAUUUACUAAACAAUUAUGAAUUUGGUUUUAGUGUUGAAUAAAAGACAUCAAGUGAUAAGGCAAUGACGUUUGACUGAGAGAAAAAAUAAAGGUGGCUCCGCGCUGACAGCAGAACUUCUCAAAGGAUCAUCAAAAGUAAAAAAWAAGGAAAUAACUAAAACCAUAAACUAGCGUAACGGUUAUAACACAUUCCAGCAACUAUAGACAUACAAUAUAAUAUAGACAACAAAAUCAAUACACAUACACGCGAUUUCGCGCAGCAAGCACAUAAACACACACAUACAUACACAACUAGCAAAUAUACGCCAAUUUAUCGAGCAGACAAACUUUCAUGCCAUGAAAAUGCCGCAAACCGAAGAUGAGGUUAAUGAAAAGAUUUACGAUCAUCGCAUCAUGCCGGAUUGGUCGAAUGUAGUCAACGAAACAAAUGGCACAAUGCACUACUCGAAGGAUAUGAUCUUCAAUGAUGGACAUCGACUCUCCAUAACAGUUUACAGCAUCCUGCUUGUGCUCUCGUCGAUUGGCAAUUCAACAGUGCUGUAUUUGAUCGUGAAGCGACGCUGGCACAAUCGUACGCGCAGUCCGUCCCGCAUUGAUAUUAUGUUGAUGCAUUUGGCCAUUGCUGAUUUGAUGGUGACUUUCCUGUUAAUGCCGCUGGAGAUAGCGUGGGCGUAUACGGUGCAAUGGCGUUCCACCGAUUUUGUCUGUCGCACAAUGAGCUUUUUCCGCGUGUUCGGCCUGUAUUUGUCGAGUUUUGUGCUAGUCAGCAUAUCGAUAGAUCGAUAUUAUGCCAUUUUAAAACCGUUGAAAUUCUCAACAAAUCGCGGUCGCAUUAUGCUGGCAAUUGCAUGGAUCGCGUCGGUGAUCUGCAGUACACCGCAGGCAUUCAUAUUCCAUUUGGAGCAGCAUCCCAAAGUGAAGGGAUACUACCAAUGCGUUGCAUUCCAUUCCUUUCCCACCGAACUGCAUAAACUAAUCUAUCAGAUCUCGAAUAUGUGCGCCAUGUAUGCCUUUCCAUUGGUCACAUUCAUCUAUUGCUAUGGCCGCAUCUAUUUGGAGAUCUAUCGCAAGAGUAAGCGCAUGGUUAAGGGUGAUGACAAAAAUGGUUUCGCCCGCUUCCGACGCUCCAACGAUGAUGUGCUCGGACGCGCUAAAAAGCGUACACUUAAAAUGACUAUAACCAUAGUGAUCGUAUUUGUGAUCUGCUGGACGCCAUACUAUAUAAUGUGUUUGUGGUUUUGGCUUGAUAAGCCUUCUGCAGAUAAUGUGAAUCCGCUAUUGCGUAAAAUACUCUUCAUAUUCGCAUGCACGAACUCGUGUAUGAAUCCGUUGGUGUAUGGCGUGUUCAAUAUACGAGGCAAGGCGAAUAAUAAUAAUACGUCUGUUCAUAAUCGGCACACAUCACUCUCGAGUGGCGGUCGCAUGGCUAUGAAAGAACGUAACGGCAGUGCACAUACUGUUGUCACAUUACCAGCGGURAUCAAUGGCAGCAAUGGUGACACCAGCAAUGUUACACAAAGCACCACACUCUCAAAUGAUAUAUUCACCAUAUCGAAAAUCGCAGAAGAUAUUGAAAAAGAGAAGCCACCAAAGAUUAUAAUAAGUGACUCCAUUGAAUUUUCACAUAUGCCACAGUYGCAAUGAACUUUGUAUGAAUUUAAGUGAUAUCGAAAGGAAUAAUCGCGCGAUUGGCUAAAUGCACGAAAAAUGGGGCAAUUUUUACUCGCACAUAUCUUCAUAAAUACAAUACAUACAUACCUAUGUAUGUAUGCACCACAUAUGUGUGCAUACAAUUAAGUUAUUUUGUACCUUCAAUAUAAAAACAUAAGGAAAUUUUAUUCGAAGCUGUGUGUCGCCUAUUAGAUCACAUAAAGCAUUUGAGUAUGUGUCUGCAUAUAUUGCGGAGGGUCUCUUUUAUAUUGCCCGCUGAUUAUACUUUUGCUCAAACUUAAUUAUAUUGUACGCUAGUUGUGGGUUAAGUAAAUUAUAUACACACCUAUCCGUUAUGGUUGGAUAUGCUGAAGAUGCCUACUGAGUUAUGCUAAUUAUCUAGUGUUAAGACGUCUGUUUGCAUGUGUUUUUGUAGUAGUAGCUGUUUUGCUGGAGUUUGUAGUAGUUUAAGCUUGAACUUAAUUUAAUUUAUUCAUAAUAAAUUUUGGAAAAAAUAUACAACAAAAAACAAGAAUGAUAUUAAGUUAUUUCCAAUCAAAUUGAAAUGAA